This is a messenger RNA of Etheostoma spectabile (orangethroat darter), 3925 nucleotides long. RefSeq names its product oocyte zinc finger protein XlCOF7.1-like. The record is from RefSeq and is a predicted model, not a curated record. Gene Ontology annotation, biological process: regulation of gene expression. Gene Ontology annotation, cellular component: nucleus. The transcript has 7 exons. Lineage: Eukaryota; Metazoa; Chordata; Actinopteri; Perciformes; Percidae. Bases 95 to 3925 code for a protein of 1276 amino acids.
GGGUGCUGAGCAGCGGGAGCAGUGAGGAGAGAAGCCGUUAGCUGAAUCCAAAUCAGGGAAUCCCAAACAGCGUUUCUUAGUUAGUUCAUCAGAGAUGGAGCGACCCCGGAGACAGCUGGAGGAGACCAAGCUGGGGGGGGAAGCUUUACCUCCAGACGUUAAGAAAGUGAUUGUUGGUGAAGAGGAGCAGCAGACGUUUAGCUCCAGUGUGGACCAGGAGGAGACAAAGCCCCCACCAAACAUUAAAGUGGAACAGGAGGAGUGUAGCUCCAGUGUGGACCAGGAGGAGCUAACACCCCCCCUAAACAUUAAAGAGGAGCAGCAGACGUUUAGCUCCAGUGUGGACCAGGCGGAACCUGAGCCCCCCCCACACAUUAAAGAGGAACAGGAGGAACCGUGGAGCAGUCAGGAGGGAGAGCAGCUUCAAGGGCUGGAGGAGGAUGAUAUCACCAAGUUCCCAUUCACUCCUGUCCCUGUGAAGAGUGAAGAUGAUGAAGAGGAAGCUCAGUCCUCACAGCUUCAUCAAAGACACACUGAGGAGAACAGAAAGGCAGAACCUCAGUCAGGCUCAAACUCUCUGAAAGAUGAUUCAAGAUGUAAGAAAAGAUUUAGCUGCUCUGAGUGUGGGCAAAAAUUUUGUUUAAAGUCACAUCUGAACAAACAUAUGAUAACUCACACAGGAGAGGAUCCUUUCAAUUGCUCAUUUUGUAAGAAAUCUUUCACACAGAUUGGAAAUUUACGGGCACACAUGAGAAUCCACACAGGAGAAAAACCUUUCAGCUGCUCUGACUGUGGUAAAGCUUUUACUGAGAGUGGACACCUGAAGAGACACAUGAGAACUCACACAGGAGAAAGACCUUUUAGCUGCUCUGUUUGUGAGAAAUCUUUUACACAAAGAGAAAAUUUACGGUCACACAUGGUAGUCCACACAGGAGAAAAACCUUUCAGCUGCUCAGUCUGUAAGAAAUAUUUCACACUGAAAGCACAUUUACGGUCACACAUGGUAGUCCACACAGGAGAGAAAAGAUUCAGCUGCAGUGUUUGUAACAGAAGAUUUCCCCGAAGCUUUCAGCUCAAAACACAUAAAUGUGUUGGUCCGAUGGAACCAGAAGCUGAUGGAGAGGACUGUGGAGGACCAGAACCAGCCAGGAACCCACAUCCACUUUUACAACCAGAGACUGAAGACCAGACUGGAGACUCUUCUGAGACUGAUGACAGUGCUGAUUGGGAGGAGACCGAAGAACCUCAGUCAGCUUUAAACUCUCUGAAACAUGAUUCAACAUAUGUGCAGCAGCUGUUGGUGGUUAAAGAAGAGGCCCCACACAUUAAGGAGGAACAGGAGGAACUGUUCCCAUUCCCUCCUGUCCCUGUGAAGAGUGAAGUUGAUGAAGAGAAAGCGGUGCAGCAGCUGUCGGUGGAUGAAAAUGCAGUUCCCCCUGAGCAGCAGGAGUGUAGCUCCAGUCUGGACCAGGAAGAACCAGAGUUCCCCCCACACAUUAAAGAGGAACAGGAGGAACUGUGGAGCAGUCAGGAGGGGGAGCAGCUUCAAGGGCUGGAGGAGGCUGAUAUCACCAAGUUCCCAUUCACUCCUGUCCCUGUGAAGAGUGAAGAUGAUGAAGAGGAAGCUCAGUCCUCACAGCUUCAUCAGAGACACACUGAGGAGAACAGAGAGGCAGAACCUGAACCACAGUCCGCUUUAAACUCUCUGAAAGAUGAUUCAAGAUGUAAGAAAACAUUUAGCUGCUCUGAAUGUAAGAAAAGAUUUUACUUCAAGUCGCAUCUGAAAAGACACGAGAUGACUCACACAGGAGAAAAGCCUUUCAGCUGCUCUGAGUGCGGCAAAUGUUUUACAGAAAGUGGAACUUUACGGAAACACGUAAGAACACACACAGGAGAUAAACCAUUUAGCUGUUCAGUUUGUGAAAAAUCUUUUACAAAGAGUGAAGGUUUUCAGGCACACAUGCGAAGCCACACAGGAGAGAAACCUUUUAGCUGCACGGAGUGUGAUAAAAAAUUUAGUCUUAAUAAACUUCUGACAAGACACAUGAGAACUCACCAAGAAGAGAGACCUUUCAGCUGCUCAAUCUGUAAGAAAUCUUUUACACAAAAUGGAAAUUUAAGAAUACACAUGACCAUCCACACAGGACAGAGGCCAUAUAGCUGCUCAUUCUGUGAGAGAGCUUUCACAGCGAGAGGAGGUUUAGUAAAACACAUGAGAAUCCACACAGGAGAGAGGCCGUUUACCUGCUCCGUAUGUAAGAAAACCUUUAUAGAUAAAGGAACUUUAAAUAGACAUAUGAGAAUCCACAAGGGACAAAAACUGUCUACUUGUGUUAGUGAUGUAAAAAAGCAGCAGGAGUGUAGCUCCAGUGUGGACCAGGAGGAGCCAGAGCCCCCCCUAAACAUUAAAGAGGAACAAGAGGAGUGUAGCUCCAGUGUGGACCAGGAUGAGCCAAAGCCCCCCCUAAACAUUAAAGAGGAACAGGAAGAGUGUUGCUCCAGUGUAGCCCAGAAGGAGCCCGAGCCCCCCCUACACAUUAAAGAGGAACAAGAGGAUCUGUGGAGCAGUCAGGAGGGAGAGCAGCUUCAAGGACUGGAGGAGGCUGAUAUCACCAAGUUCCCAUUCACUCCUGUCCCUGUGAAGAGUGGAGAUGAUGAAGAGGAAGCUCAGUCCUCACAGCUUCAUCAAAGACAAACUAAAGAGAACAGAGAGAUAGAACCUCAGUCAGGCUCAAACUCUGUGAAAAAUGAUUUAAGAUGUAAGAAAACCUUUAGCUGCUCAGAAUGUGGGAAAACAUUUGACUUCAAGUCAUGUCUGAAGAGACACAUGAUAACUCACACAGGAGAAAAGCCUUUCAGCUGCUCUGAGUGCGGGAAAUGUUUUACAGAAAGUGGAACUUUACGAGCACACAUGAGAAGCCACACAGGAGAGAAGCCUUUUAGCUGCUCUGAGUGUGACAAAAGAUUUAGCCUCAAUAAACUUCUGAAGUCACACAUGAGAACUCACACAGGAGAGAGACCUUUCAGCUGCUUAUUCUGUGAGCAGUCAUUUGGACAGAGUGGAAAUUUACGGAAACACAUGACCAUCCACACAGGACAGAGGUCAUUUAUCUGCUCCGUCUCCGUCUGUAAGAAAACGUUUAGAGAUAAAGGAAGUUUAAAUAGACACAUGAGAGUCCAUAAGGGACAAGAUCGUGUCUGCAAUUCGGGAAGUGGUGCUGGUGACAAACCAAUUAGCUGCUCUGAGUGUGGGAGAAGAUUUUGGACCAAGCAAAAUCUGAAGAGACACAUGAGAACUCAUACGGGAGAGAAACCUUUCAGCUGCUCAGUCUGUAAGAAAUCUUUUACAGAUAGUGGAAAUGUACGGAGACACAUGACAACUCACACAGGAGAGAGGCCAUUCAGCUGCAGUGUUUGUCACAAAACAUUUGGCUGGCGUUCGCAGGUCAAAACACAUAAAUGUGUUGGUCGUCAGCUGUCACAGCUUCAUCAGAGUCAAACGGAGGAGAACAGAGAGGCGGAGCCUCCAGCCAGCAGAGAAACUCAACACAUGGAAAGCGAAGCUGAUGGAGAGGACUGUGGAAGACCAGAACCAGCCAGGAACUCACAUACACUUUUACAACCAGAGACUAAAGACCAGACUGGAGACUCUUCUGAUCCUGAGACUGAUGACAGUGCUGAUUGGAAGGAGACCAGAGAACCUCAGUCAGCUUUAAAGUCUCUGAAACAGGAUUCAGGAGGUAAGAAAACAUUCAGCUGCUCUGAGUGUGGGAGGAGAUUUGGCUGGACGGAUCAGCAGAGUCCCAUCUGCGUUGGGAUCUGUAGGGUCAGCAGAUCUGGACUGAUAGAGUCCAGGCAGACUGGCACGCUGCUCUGCCCCCCCCCUGCAGGUGUGGUGUGCCGCUCUGCCAGAGAGGAGGAUUGA